UGUGUUGGCGAAAUAUGGUAGCAACUAACAGUUUGAUGAACCGGCGUUAAUCCCCGUUUAUGGGGGAUUUGAAAGACUAAUUAAAAACUAGAUACUCUCAGAAUAUGUGGUGUUCAGACUGAACGCCACUGCGAGAUGUUUUAUUUUUUAAACUGACAGAUAGGUCCAUUUUUCGAUCAGUCGGUGCUGCCAAAUUGUGUUAUGUGUUUACUGUAAAGAGGAGAGUGCGUCACUAUACAAGAUGGACACUGCCGAGGAAGCUGAUAUAUGCAGGGUCUGUCGGUCAGAGGGAACUCAAGACAAGCCUCUCUACCAUCCUUGUGUCUGCACUGGAAGUAUUAAAUUUAUUCACCAGGAAUGCUUGGUUCAGUGGCUGAAACACAGCAGAAAAGAGUACUGCGAAUUAUGCAAGCAUAGAUUUGCUUUCACACCAAGUCGCAUCUAUAAGUGUCUGUUUACAGGCUCAGUGAGCUCCCUCCUGACUCUGCCAUUAGACAUGCUCUCCACGGAAAACCUGCUAGCGGACUGUCUGCAGGGCUGCUUCGUGGUGACCUGUACCCUGUGUGCUUUUAUCAGUCUGGUGUGGCUCAGAGAGCAGAUCGUCCAUGGAGGGGCUCCUCUGUGGCUCGAACAGAACCAGCAACAACCUGCCAAUGCUGCAGGACAGCCCAACGAGGCUCCUGGCCCAGGAAACGGGGGAGCUGAGAACCAGCCCAUGCCGGCUCCAGCUGACCCCCCGGCAGAGAACGCGGCGGCGGCGGCGGCUGCUGCGGAGGUUCCCGACAUCCCGCCAGACCCGGCCGAAGAUCUGGAGCUUGACAACGAGGAUGAAGAGGAGGCAGGAGCGGAGGAUGUUGCAGACGCCAACAAUGGAGCACAAGAUGACAUGAACUGGAACGCUCUAGAGUGGGACCGCGCUGCAGAGGAGCUGACGUGGGAAAGGAUGCUAGGACUUGACGGCUCUUUGGUUUUCUUGGAGCACGUCUUCUGGGUGGUCUCACUGAACACACUCUUUAUCCUGGUGUUUGCUUUCUGUCCAUACCACAUUGGGCAUUUUUCUGUGGUGGGACUUGGCUUCGAGGAAUAUGUUCGUGCCUCACACUUUGAGGGUCUCAUCACCACCAUUGUGGGCUACGUCCUUCUGGCCAUCACGCUUAUUGUCUGUCACGGAUUAGCUGCAUUGGUGAGAUUCCAAAGAUCACGCCGCUUGUUGGGGGUCUGCUACAUAGUCGUUAAGGUCUCUCUGUUAGUGGUGGUUGAGAUCGGUGUGUUCCCUCUAAUCUGUGGCUGGUGGCUCGAUAUUUGCUCACUGGAAAUGUUUGAUGCCACACUGAAAGACAGAGAGUUGAGUUUUGAAUCAGCUCCUGGCACAACCAUGUUCCUCCACUGGCUUGUGGGAAUGGUCUACGUCUUCUACUUUGCCUCCUUCAUUCUCCUUCUGAGAGAGGUGCUCAGGCCUGGCGUCCUUUGGUUUCUCAGAAACCUGAACGAUCCUGAUUUCAAUCCAGUCCAAGAAAUGAUCCAUCUGCCCAUAUACAGACACCUCCGAAGAUUUAUUCUAUCAGUGGUUGUGUUUGGGUCCAUAGUUCUCUUAAUGCUGUGGUUACCAAUACGGAUAAUCAAGCACAUCUUACCCACGUUCCUUCCCUACAAUGUGAUGCUGUACAGUGAUGCCCCAGUGAGCGAGCUGUCACUGGAGCUUCUCUUGCUGCAGGUGGUCCUGCCUGCUCUGCUGGAACAGGGACACACACGCCAGUGGCUCAAAGGUCUGGUCCGUGCCUGGACUGUCACCGCUGGCUACUUACUAGACCUCCACUCUUAUCUGCUGGGGGAUCAGGAGGAGAAUGAGAACAAUGCCAAUCAGCAGGCCAAUAACAACCAGCAGGCCCGCAACAACAACAACGCCAUCCCAGUGGUGGGAGAGGGACUGCAUGCCGCGCACCAGGCCAUACUCCAACAGGGAGGGCCUGUGGGUUUCCAGCCCUACCACCGGCCAAUGAAAUUCCCUCUCAGGAUUGUACUGCUUAUUGUGUUCAUGUGCGUGACACUGCUCUUGGCCAGCUUGGUGUGUCUCACAUUACCAGUGUUCGCCGGCCGCUGGCUGAUGUCUUUCUGGACGGGCAGCGCCAAGAUCCACGAGCUGUACACGGCGGCCUGCGGCCUGUACGUGUGCUGGCUGUCGAUCCGAGCCAUCACCGUCCUGCUGGCCUGGAUGCCUCAGGGUCGCCGGGUCAUCCUACUGAAAGUCCAGGAGUGGACGCUCAUGAUCAUGAAGACCCUGAUUGUAGCGGUGCUGUUGGCAGGGGUCAUUCCCCUCUUACUGGGACUGCUGUUUGAACUGGUUAUAGUGGCCCCGCUCCGGGUGCCGCUGGACCAGACCCCUCUCUUCUACCCCUGGCAGGACUGGGCGUUAGGAGUGCUGCAUGCCAAAAUCAUAGCGGCCAUCACGCUGAUGGGGCCUCAGUGGUGGCUGAAGACUGUCAUUGAACAGGUGUAUGCCAAUGGAAUCAGGAACAUUGACCUCCAUUUCAUCAUCCGUAAGCUGGCUGCUCCAGUCAUCGCUGUGUUGCUGCUUUCUCUGUGUGUACCUUAUGUCAUUGCUGCUGGCGUCGUGCCCAUGAUCGGCGUUACCAUGGAGAUGCAGAACCUGGUGCAGAGACGAAUCUACCCGUUCUUGCUCAUGGUAGUGAUGCUGAUGGGCAUCCUGUCGUUCCAGAUCCGACAGUUCAAGCGCCUUUACGAGCACAUCAAGAACGACAAGUAUCUUGUCGGACAGAGACUUGUGAACUAUGAACGCAAAGCUGGCAAACCCAGUCCCGCCGCACAGAGCAGCCCUGCGCAGGAGUAA
Molecule: messenger RNA, 2848 nt
Organism: Chanos chanos (milkfish)
Lineage: Eukaryota; Metazoa; Chordata; Actinopteri; Gonorynchiformes; Chanidae
Gene: marchf6
Product: membrane-associated ring finger (C3HC4) 6
Exons: 25
Coding region: 242-2848 (868 amino acids)
Biological process (GO): ERAD pathway
Cellular component (GO): endoplasmic reticulum membrane
Molecular function (GO): zinc ion binding
Source: RefSeq, a predicted model, not a curated record